Messenger RNA from Mizuhopecten yessoensis (Yesso scallop), 4184 nucleotides. Its product is annotated as thimet oligopeptidase-like. Gene Ontology annotation, cellular component: mitochondrial intermembrane space. The record is from RefSeq and is a predicted model, not a curated record. Lineage: Eukaryota; Metazoa; Mollusca; Bivalvia; Pectinida; Pectinidae. Bases 20 to 2146 code for a protein of 708 amino acids. The transcript has 17 exons. Gene Ontology annotation, molecular function: metalloendopeptidase activity. Gene Ontology annotation, biological process: proteolysis; peptide metabolic process.
GACAUCGACGCAUCCACACAUGACAAUCUUUUGCUUGUCACGGUGCCGGUUCCAUAAAGCUAUAUCGGGCAGGAAUAUUUCAUUGCUGAUAUCCUAUUUUAAAAGCAACUCGCCCAUUCCGAACCGAGACUUCUCCUUCAGUAUGACGGCUUAUGCAGGACAUAAACUGACAUGGGACCUUACCCCAGAAAGAAUAGAAACACAGGCCAAAAGUCUUAUCGAGAAAUCGAAAGCUGUCUACGACACUGUUGGUUCAUUGAACAAAGAUAGUGUUACGUAUGACAACGUUGUAAAGUCCUUAGCAGACAAUGACUGUGAGUAUGCUGUGCUGAGGAACAAUCUAGACUUCAUGCAACAUGUAUCUCCUAACAAGGAGCUCCGUGAUGCCAGUGUCGCCGCGGAUAAAAAACUCUCAGACUUUGAUGUUGAGAUGAGCAUGAGGAAGGAUGUUUUUGAUUCAAUUGUUGACUUUCAAGAAAAGCUAUCAGAUGGAUUGACACCAGAGGCUGCACGAUUUGUGGAAAGGAUGAUAAAGCAUGGAAAAAGGAAUGGACUUCACUUACCAAAAGAAACUCAGGAUAAAAUCAAAAAAAUUAAGAAGAGGAUGAGCGAACUUUCUAUAGACUUCAGCAAAAACUGCAAUGAAGAAAACACUGUUUUGGAAUUUACAGAAGAAGAAUUAGCUGGCGUAACAGAAGAUUUUGUGAAGAGUUUAGAUAAGACUGAUGAUGGAAAACUGAAGGUGACAUUAAAAUACCCUCAUUACUUCCCCUGUAUGAAAAAAGCAAGGAAUCCAGCUACAAGAGAAAAAAUGGAAAUAGCAUUUAAUUCCAGAUGCAAAAAAGAAAAUACGUCAAUUUUAGAAGAACUUGUACACCUACGGCAUGAGAAAGCCCAGCUAUUGGGCUAUCCCACCCAUGCAGCCUUCGUACUAGACAUGAGGAUGGCUAAGUCGGCAGAGAGUGUUGCAUCUUUUCUUAAGGAUCUGGCUUCCAAGUUGCAAAAGCUUAAGGCUGAGGAAACAAAACUUUUCUUGGAAUACAAGAAAGAGGAAUGCGAGAAGUACGGAUACCAGUUUGACAAUGUGAUUCGUUACUGGGACCUGAAAUACUACAUGACGAUGUCAGAGGAGAAAAAGUAUGCUGUGGAUCAAAACAAACUCAAGGAAUACUUCCCAAUGCAAGUCGUCACCAGUGGAUUACUGGAUAUCUACCAGGAGCUUCUCAGUCUCACAUUCAAGAAGAUGGAUGGUGCUCCAGCCUGGCAUGAAGAUAUCACCAUGUACAGUGUAACCUGUAAUGACUCUGCAGCACUGUUGGGAUACUUUUAUCUUGACCUUUUCCCAAGAGAAGGGAAGUAUGGCCACGCAGCAUGCUUUGGACUACAGCCUGGUUGUCUGCAGUCUGAUGGUAAGAGACAAGUGACUGUGGCAGCCAUGGUAGCAAACUUCACCAAACCAACAGAUGAUAAACCAUCUCUACUGACCCACGAUGAGGUUGAGACUUAUUUCCACGAGUUUGGUCAUGUUAUGCAUCAGAUCUGUGCCCAGACAGAUUUUGCUAUGUUCAGCGGUACCAAUGUGGAGCGUGACUUUGUUGAGGCACCGUCACAGAUGUUGGAGAACUGGUGUUGGGAGAAGGUGCCGUUGUCCCGGAUGUCCUCCCAUUACAAGGACGGCAGUGCCAUUCCGGAAGAGCUACUUCAGAAACUCCUCCAAAGUCGUAUCGCCAAUGCAGGCCUUUUCAACCUUCGCCAGAUCCUACUGGGCACUUUUGACCAGACCAUCCACACGCAAGCAGAGGCUGACACUGCUGCUGAGUUUGCCAAACUCUCCAAGGAUAUUCUAGGUAUUGAGAUGACACCGGGGACCAACAUGCCAGCCUCAUUUGGACAUCUGGCCGGCGGAUAUGACGCUCAAUACUACGGAUACCUGUGGAGCGAGGUGUUCUGUAUGGACAUGUUCUACUCACGGUUUAGGAAGGAGGGCAUCAUGAGCCCCAAGGUUGGCGGUGACUACAAGAAAUUCAUUCUACGUCCCGGAGGCUCAAUUGAUGCUGCUGACAUGCUAAGGAACUUCCUCGGACGUGACCCCACACAAGAGGCCUUCCUCAUCAGUAAGGGACUCCAGACCGCCUCGAACCUGUAGUUAUGCAGACUCGCCAUUGCCAUCACUAUAAAACCUUUAAUCAGGGAUUCCUUAUCAAAGAAUAUUUAUAGCAGUGUGGUAACAAAACGGUAAAAAGGCUUUUGCUAAAAAAACUUGUACAGUAUGGAAAAAGUUGUGAUUGUUUAACCGAAUCAUACAUGCAAACAGAACAACACCUUUUAAUCAGUGAUUUAGUUUCAUGGAAUAUUGAUGUCUGUUUCAGUGUAUCUGAUACAUACUGAUGUAAGAAUUACACUGGGUUGCUGUAUGUAAUGUUAGCUUAACAGGCUUAUAAAGUGUGUCCCUUAAUGUAAACCAAUAAGUCAUUCUGUAAUGUGAACCAGACAGGGUUGAAAUAAUCCAAGACUUUCUAUAAGAUGUGGACCAGACUGACUUGCAAUUGGAAACUAUGCUGUGAUCUUUAUAUUGUACUUACAUAAAUGCAUAAUUUUCUUUGUAUCAUAUGAAUUUUGAAGUUCAUAGUGCUGUAUUGUGCCAUUUUCUUUAUGUGGAGAUUAUAAUAUCUGAAAUCUUUUCUCUGAAGGUAUGAAUGAAUCUUCGAAUUGAUUGGUUUUACCAGAUUUUGUACUAUGUAACAGCUUGGAUGAUUACAGAAUUAAACAGCUUACCUUUUCUAUGUACUAAGUACUAUAAUAUGGUGAUAAAACCAUCAGCAGGUAAAUGAAGAGUACCUCCGUACUUUCAAAUGAUUUAUUUUCUAUCAACAUUAAGUGAAGAUUCAGGGUAAAGACAGUUGACGUCUAUUGUAACCAGUUAGGAGAGGGAGGUUUACAUAAAGAAUUUCAUUAAUGUAUUCUGUUUUUUCACUUAAAACCAUUUAAUUCAAACAUCCUGAGUGUGUACUUGUACCUACAUCAGAUUGUUUUACAAUGACGUGAAGACUUAAGGCUAUAUGCCACCUUACUGUGACAUGGCGACUUAAGGAUUUAUGCCACCUUACUGUGACAAGGAGACUUAAGGUUGUAUGCUUCCUUACUGUGACAUGGAGACUUAAGGAUUUAUGCCACCUUACUGUGACAUGGAGACUUAAGGAUGAAUGCUUCCUUACUGUGACAUGGAGACUUAAGGAUUUAUGCUACCUUAAUGUGAUAUGUAUACUGUCUUUUUAUGAAAGCUGAUAAAGAUUUGAUCAAAUAAGUGAUCUUCUAUUUCAAGAUGAACAAGUCAGAAGGCAUUAUAUUACACUCCAAUAAUUAGGAAACAAACUCAAGGGAGAUAAAUUUAGCAAAAACCACAGUUUAAAUAGGUAAGAUACCAUAUACCCUUAAUGCACACUGCAAUUGAAACUCUUACUGUAUGUUAGGAUCAACAAAUUCCUAUUUAAAUACUUCAAUGGAAUCAGUAUCAUGAUAAUGGAUGAUGGUUUUAUCAAAACAAACUCGUGCUUUCCAAACAUUCUACUUGGUCAUCAUUGUAAGAUUUCAAAAUUGAAAAGGUUUAUGUCAUUUGAUGUUUCCUUUAUGUUUCUGUUUUGUCAUUAGUGUAUAUUUCCACACAAAUUACUGUGAUGUCAUUUAUAGUACUUAUUUCUGCAUUUAUUUAAAUAAAAGAUAUAAGUGGCAUGUAUCAAGAAACUGAAACUUUUACUAUUUAUUACAUCCCUAUCAGACACACAUGUUACUCAGUUGACAAACAAAGUUCAAGGCAGAUAUACAACAUUUGCUUGCACCUGCCUAUUUUGAUUAUGACAUCAUAAUUGUUAUUUACUGUUUCCCAACGGGUCAGUGCAAAACUUACAAACAACUACAUAAAAUGUCAACUUUAUUAUCACAAUUGAAAGCAAUUUGACUCCUAGAAAUAGAAUAGAAAAGGCAGAAAAUGUUCUCACUAAAACACUACAUGUAUAGGUCUGUUGUGAAAACUGCUUAUAACUGAGUCAUUACUUUAUAGUGACUCACUUCUUUUGAUAAAGUACAAAGAGUUAAAAUAUAAGAUCUGCAUCUCUAUCAGUGUGAAUGCAUGUUAGUGCUCUGGAAAAUACAAUUUUCUUUAAUAAACAAUUUUUUGAUUUUGUUCA